UCUGCCUUUAAUAGCUACAUGAUAGGCAAGAACACAACUGCUGAAGAUUUCCCAGCACGCCCCCUUCCCCCUCCUAUGAGAUUCUGCCUAGUAACCGAUGAUGCUAGUCCAGGGCUGCUUUUUGCUAUUGGUUAUCUCCUGUCCUUUCCACUAACAACCGCCUGCCGAGUCUUCCGGGACUUUCCAAGUUCCCACGCCAUCAGUUUGUUUGCGUUCAAACAGAAGAAGCCGGGAAGGGGAUGGCUGAUAAGGGGCCGAGCCGGGUUCUUUCUCUGCCCUCUCUCUGGUGCAUCUUCUUUCUAGGGGCAGCUGCCAUCCGAGGGGUUUGCUCUGGUUCCCACUCCUUGCGCUACUUUUACACAGGGGUGUCGUCUCCAGGACAUGGCAUCCCUGAAUUCAUGGCAGCUGGUUAUGUGGAUGACCAGCUUUUCACCUUCUACAACAGCAGUGUGGGGAGCGUGGAGUCACGGGCAACAUGGGCAGAAGAGGCGAUUGGGGAGCAUUACUGGGAUGCAAUCAUCGUAGGCACCCAGCAGAGGUUCCACAUGGACUUGCGAGUCCUGGAGGAUCGCUACAACCACACAGGUGGGUCCCACACACUUCAGCUCCUGUGUGGCUGCGAGCUUCACGCAGACGGCAGCAUCGGGGCCUUUUGGCAACACAGUUACGAUGGGGAGGACUUCCUGGGCUUCGACAUGAACACCUUCACGUACGUGGCCCCUGUCCGCCAGGCUGCGAUCACCCAGCGCAAGUGGAACAGCAAGGAGAAGGUCCUGCUGCAGAGGGACCGGGCCUACCUGCGGGACAUCUGCAUCGAGUGGCUGCGGAAAUACGUGGAACACGGGGCAGAGACAUUGCGCAAGAGAGAGCCCUGGGUACAUCUGAGUGAGAGGCCAACCCCGGAUGGCGGCAUUCACUUGUCGUGCCAAGUCUAUGGCUUCUACCCACAAGAGAUCUCCGUGGGGUGGCUGAGGAAUGGUGCCAUUCUGCCCAAGGAAAUGUUGGCCUGGGGAGUGGUCCCCAGCGGGAAUGGGACUUACCAGACACGGGUGGUCAUCGAGGUGGACCCCAGUGCCAGUGAUCAGUACGAGUGUGCCGUGAAGCACGAGAGCCUGGCUGGGGAGCUUCGUGUACGCUGGGAGCCAAAGGCCUUUUUGGUUCCCAUGGUGGUGGCUGCAGUCGGAGCUGUUUUACUGGCAGUUGCAAUUGCUGGGAUUUUCCUCUUCCUGAGAAGAAGGCGAAUCGGCUACAAAACAGCAUCUACACGUGAGACAGGAUCUGAGGACACUGGUGGAGGUGAACCUGGAGCGGGUGGCUAUCCCAAUGGUGCUGCCCUGUCCUCGGUCCUUCAUGAUGCUGAACAAACCUGAUCUUGCUUUGUUGACUCACUAGUUGAGGAAGAGAGAGAGAGCUGGCCACUGAGAGUCUUCUGCAAGAAUUGUUCUUUGAGAACAUGUUUGAGCUUGCCCUGUAGGAUGCAGACUCGAGAAAGGGC
This is a messenger RNA of Hemicordylus capensis (graceful crag lizard), 1495 nucleotides long. Its product is annotated as major histocompatibility complex class I-related gene protein-like. Gene Ontology annotation, cellular component: external side of plasma membrane. NCBI's taxonomy places the organism in Eukaryota, Metazoa, Chordata, Lepidosauria, Squamata, Cordylidae. The coding region runs from base 240 to 1370 and encodes 376 amino acids. The transcript is spliced from 8 exons. The record is from RefSeq and is a predicted model, not a curated record. Gene Ontology annotation, biological process: immune response.